AAAAAAAAGAAAGAAAGAAAAAAAGAAAGCGCAAAUGUUGCCAGGAGAAGUGAUGGGCAUGUGAAAUGGCUAUUCGAAUGAGGCCGAGACGCUGUUCGAUGCAAUGCCACAGAGAAACGCUUAACCCGAUGAAUCCGAUCUGUUUCGAUCUGAGCUGAUCCCAAUUAACCCGACCCACCUGAAUCACAAAAUUGUGACCCACUGUUUCUCUCCACCUGCCGCACCCGCUUCCCCCACCCGGAACGCUCUCGCUCGCCCCCUCCCCAUCCCGGUCCCCCUCCCCCUCCCUCUCCCCGCACUCACUCGCCCUUGCUCAGUUAAGUCUUUGCACCUUAGAGCAUUCUUGUUUGGAAUGCCCUCUUUUUCCAUUUUUUUUGCCUUAAGAAAAUUUCGUCUGCCUGAAGCUCCUUGGGUAGAAAGGAGGAUGAGUUCUAGGCCUGUUCCAAGGAGAGAGAGCCCGUGGGGUUUGCCAGAAGGGGACACUCGGCAGCCUCAAGCACACAGAUGCAAUGAUCGGGUAGAGGAUGUGAUUCAGUUCCAGGUCCUUUCAAGCUCUUUUGGCGAUGCAUGCGGUCGAAACCUGGGGAGGAGCCAACCGAACCUUUCUACUACUUGCAGUUGGAUCCACCAAAGAGAGAAGAGGCAAAACUUGAGUGACACAAAUUCACCACUGCAAAGAAACCUUGUUAUAGGAGGAUGAUGUCUUUGAUAUACUUGAAUUUGAUGACAUUAUGUCCUCCAUUUGCUUUCUUCUGACCUUUUUUUUUUUUGUUUCUAAAUCAUGAUAAAUAUCAUUCCCGAACUAUUGGUAGGGAAAGAAUGUUUUCUUAAUUUCCUGGCACAGGUAUUGGCAGGAAUUGGUUGAAACUUUAGCAUGGGCUCAUGAAUGCACAUUA
Molecule: messenger RNA, 896 nt
Organism: Phoenix dactylifera (date palm)
Lineage: Eukaryota; Viridiplantae; Streptophyta; Magnoliopsida; Arecales; Arecaceae
Source: RefSeq, a predicted model, not a curated record